Alnus glutinosa is the source of this 1017-nucleotide messenger RNA. RefSeq lists its product as uncharacterized. The record is from RefSeq and is a predicted model, not a curated record. Bases 1 to 1017 code for a protein of 338 amino acids. The transcript is spliced from 3 exons. Lineage: Eukaryota; Viridiplantae; Streptophyta; Magnoliopsida; Fagales; Betulaceae.
AUGGAUACUGUUGGACCAUCAAGUCUUGAAAAUCCAAAUUGGGAGGACGAAUUGGACGCAUGUUCCAAUUCUGAUGCAUCGUGGGGUGAUGAGGAUGAUUUAGAUAAAGAAUCAAUAGCAUCAUCGCUUGGAAGCAAUGAUGACGCUUUUUUCAACGAUCCCGAUACUGUAGAAGUUGAGUUACAGCUUGGGCAAAUGUUCAUCAGGAUAGCGAAGUGGAAGGAACAACUUGAAGAAAGACAAAGGCGUCUUAUACCUCAAAGAACAUCUGAGCUAAUGGGCCCUAUGUGGAUUUAUUGGGAAUGUAUAGGUGCUAUUGAUGGCACGCACAUUCAUGUGAAGGUGACCGGUGCGGAUAACACGACGUACCGAGGUAGAAAGCAUACAACCACUCAAAACGUCAUGUGUGUUGUAGACCUAGAUCUAUGCUUCACCUUUGUGUACGCUGGUUGGGAGGGGAGUGCGCACGACGCACACAUUUUUACAAUGUGUGUGAAUGAUCUAACACUACGCUUCUCAACCCCUAAAGAAGGUUCAUUCUGCUUGGUUGAUUUCGGAUAUAGUUGCUAUCGGGGGUUUUUACCGCCGUAUCGACGUGAGCGCUAUCAUUUGGCGACAUUUCAACAUGGCCAAGAACUUCCUAGGAAUUUGAGUGAGCUAUUCAACUAUAGGCACUCAUCUUUACGGACUGUCGUGAAACGAGCUUUUGCGGUGUUAAAGAACCGGUUUCCAAUUUUAGAUAAAAUGCCGCCAUACAAGCUACGAUACCAACGCCUAUUUGUAAUUGUGUGCUGCACUUUGCAUAACUUUAUUAGGAAAUAUAACGGGAUGAUAGAUCCACUGUUUCGGAAGGCUUUGCUCAAACUGAACCCUUGGGUUGAUGUUGAUGAUCAACAUGAAUUGGGAUUGGCGCAAAACGUGGCACCCGGGGAACGACCGGACCAAUCAGAUGGUAGUGCAAUUUAUAUGGGGAAAGUAAGGGAUGCAAUGGCCUUAAGUACGUGGAGUCACCUUUAA